CCCCUCUAAUGUCGAGAGCAUGUUGUAUUUUCUUCAUUUGUGAGCAUAAACAUAUGAUAUGAGCUGUAGUUUGUAUUUACUGGAGCAGUUUGGUAGCGGUGGUUAUAGUUUGGUUUACUGAGGGACUAACAGGAUCAGUGAUUAGUGUAGCGGCUCUGUAAGAAUCACUACACUCUGUACACUACUGCUCUCUGUAAACUAAACAUGAAGAGCAUUUGUACCUAGAGAUGGGGGAUGAUGAGAAGAAGAUUAAAAAGCCAGGUAUCGUGUCUCCAUUAAAGCGUGUGUUUUUAAAAGGCGAGAAAGGGAGAGAGAAAAAAGUUCAAGAGAAGAGCACUGAGCGCAGGGCUCUGCACACCUUCUCGCUUUCUAUUCCAGACCACAGAAUUGACCCGGACAUCCUGCUCAACGACUACAUCGAAAAAGAAGUCAAGUAUCUGGGGCAGCUAACCUCAGUACCAGGAUACCUCAAUCCCUCCAGCCGCACUGAGGUUCUGCAGCUUGUUGACAAUGCCAGGAAGUCUCACCAGCUGGCGGGUCAGCUGACUUCGGAGCAGGAUGCCGUUGUCAGUCUCUCGGCAUAUAACGUUAAGUUGGUGUGGCGUGAUGGAGAAGACAUCAUCCUGAGAGUGCCCAUUCAUGAUAUCGCCGCUGUUUCCUACAUCCGGGAUGACUCUCUGCACCUGGUGGUUUUGAAAACAGCUCAAGAGCCAGGAGGAUCUCCGUGUCCCAGUACAUGUCCAGAGCUGUCAAAGUCUCCUACUCUAAGCUCUUUGUCUGAGAGCGGAGCUUUGGAUGUCUGCUGCCUACUUGUGUUGGCUGUUGAGAACAAGGCAGCAGCAGAAGAACUUUGUCUUCUCCUCAGCCAGGUUUUCCAGAUAGUCUACACAGAAUCUACCAUUGACUUCCUGGACAGGACCAUUGACUUCCUUGAUGAAACCACAACGCCCACCCGGCACCCACUCUCUCUGUACAGCGAUGAUGACUCAAGCAAGGAAGUUAAGACAUUUGAAGGAGGGCCGGGCACAUUCUUGUGUCCAAGCCCUCUUGAGACAGCGGAACAUUCUCCCUGCUCAUCGCCUUCAUCCACACCAGCAUCCCCACAAGACAAAACUGCCAGUGAGGGUGAACUAAGCACAACAGCAACAGAAAUGCUCCAGGACUACAUGACAACGCUGAGAACUAAACUGUCUUCUCAGGAGAUUCAGCAGUUUGCUACACAUUUACAUGAGUACAGGAAAGGUGCCUAUAUUCAUGAAUUCUGCAUUAACUUGCGGCAACUCUACGGCGACAGCAGGAAGUUCCUCCUACUGGGUCUCAGGCCUUUCAUCCCAGAAAAGGACAGUCAACACUUUGAGAACUUUCUUGAAACCAUCGGUGUAAAGGACGGCCGAGGCAUCAUCACCGACAGUUUUGGUCGCUACAGACGCACGCCCAGCUCUGCUUCCGACUCCACCACUAACGGCAAUGGAGCAGCAGGAGGUUCAGAUGAAGGAACUGUACCUUCUGAAGCAGAUGAGUGGGACCAGAUGAUUUCUGAUAUCAGUAAUGACAUCGAGGCUUUAGGGUGCAGUAUGGACCAGGACGGGGUGUCACCCUAAAAAUAAAACCUGCAUGGUUUGAAUUAGCCAAUCAGCAUUUCACAUAGACUGUUCAUGGUCGACUGGUCUAUGUCAUUUGAUUGAAAUGUGGAUAAUUGUGACUGUGACCAUGUGACUGAUAUUCUUAAUGGAUUAUGGUGCUUUUUGAGACACUUGAAGUGGUUGAGGACUUUCUGUAGCUGGCAUGGCGCAGUUAGUUUCGUCAGUGUUUAUUGGCAGUAUCUGCUAUCAGUGAUGCAAUGUUGCCUUUUCAAGCUGAUCUGAGACCAGCUUUUGAGGUUUCUCCUAUGAAGGGGUUAUGUUGAAUCCAAGAUUUAAAAUUCUGCUUUCAUGUUUUCAUGGCAAAUCACUGUUGUAAUUUGAUUCUAAACCUGGGACUAAGGAGCAGUAAAGCAAGUGGGAUUGCUUGAUUUUUUUAAUUCUUUGUGUAUUUAAAAAUGACCCAUUUAGGUUAAGAAUACCAAACUGAGUCAUGGUCUUAGAGUCUGGUUAUUUCUGUAAAUCAGAUGUGACUAAAAUUCAGCUGGUUUUCUGUCCCAGUUUAGCUGUCCCGGUUGAACCUUGAUCCAAAAGUGCUUUUCAUUUUUUGUAUGUAUAAACUCUUUAAUCUAAGUGUUACUCUAUUGUACUGCAUAGCAUUUUAAACAUACUAUAUGGACAAGAAUUGGGGGACCCGCAGGAGCUUUUGUGAUAUCACAUACUAAUUCCAUAAGCAUUAAUACAGAUUUAUUCCCCCCUUUUGCAGCUAUAAGAGCUUCCACUCUUCUGGGAUAGCUUUUGGAGUUUAUGUGAAUUUUUUUCCAGUUUAUCCAGAAGUGCAUUUGAGAGGUCAGACACUGAUGGAUAAGAGAGUCUGGCUUGCAGUCUUCAUUCUAGUACAUCUCAAAGGUGGUCGAUGGGGUUGAGGUCAGGGCUCAAUGUGGGCUGGUCAAGUUCCACACUAGCAUUGUUUAACCUUAUGGACCUCGCUUUGUGCAAUGGGACACAUUCAUCCUUGAACAGAAAAGGGUCCUUCCCAAACUGUUCCCACAAAGUUAGAAGCAUACAGUUGUCUUUUGUGUUACUCAGUGUGCUGAAGCAUUAAGAUUUCGUGCCACUGCAACUAAUGCCUAGUUCACACUACACGAUUUUUGCCCAGAUUUUUGCCUGCCGACUGGUCGCUGCUCAGGGAUCAAAAUUCGGCUCUCGAUCGCUAUGUGUGAACUGCUCAACGACUCGAUCCGAGCGGCUCGCCGAGCGCGCCGACUGAAGAGAGAUAUCUAGCAUGCUAAAUAUCUGGAUAUCAGUUGGGCGACUUGCAGGGGAGGAGCUGUAAAACGUGGGACAGGGGCAUGAUAUUGUUUCUGUCAGAAUACAUCGCGCACACACGUUUUACAGUAUUUCUGAACUUAUUGUUCUCGACAAAACAUAAUACCAACUUUGCAUUGCAAAAAAACUACAGAACAGACAAUCCCUGCUGGUCGCGUAGCCAAACCAACUCGGAUUUAUUUCUUUUUCCUCUUUGCUUUUAUGUAGUUCGGGAGACCAAACAGACUUACCUGCGAUUCCUUCUUAUGGUAGAUCGUGUAGUGUGAAACCCCCUAUUGCUGAUCAGUCAAGUACUGUGAAAUACACGACUGAUAAGACUCCCGAGUGCAAGAGAUCCAGUUGUGUAGUGUGAACUGUACAGCGAUCCGAACAACUUGAAAGUCGUGUAGUGUGAACUUGGCAUAAGGCACCUAUUAUUAUCAUUAUUUACAGUUGACACAAUGCACUCAGACAGGUAACAAUCCCCUGGAAUUUGCCAAACAUCAGACUGCAUAAUACAGACAUGAUUUAACUCUCCACAUAACACAUUUCCACUGCUCCAGAGUCCAGUGGUGGUGUUCUUUACAACCCAUUUUUCACAAAUGUUUGUAAAGGCAGACUAUGGCUAGGUGCUUGAUUUUUAUACCUGUGGCAAUGGGACUGAAGCGAUGUGUCCCAAUACUUUUGUCCAUAUAGUGUAUUUUACUAUUACAUUUUUUACAACUAGUGCUGGUUGUAAGUAUCCCCUAUAUAUUAAGUGCACCAGGUAGAGAAUGUAGCUCUGUAUAUUUUUUUUUUAACUUGGAGUAUUUGGAGCUUUGACAAGGCCAUUUGAUUGGCUGAUAAAGUCUCCAAAUUUUUGUUACAUCUUUAUCUUGUUUUAUGGUUUUGGUAGCCGGGCAUCGUGCCUUGCAAUACAACUGCCUAUUGUAUUCUCCAGCAGGGAUGUAAGAAUGAUUCUGUAAUCUGUACAGACUGUUACAGAGUUGUAUUAAAUAUAUUGUUCACUA
Trichomycterus rosablanca is the source of this 3898-nucleotide messenger RNA. RefSeq names its product CCM2 scaffold protein (gene ccm2). The record is from RefSeq and is a predicted model, not a curated record. NCBI's taxonomy places the organism in Eukaryota, Metazoa, Chordata, Actinopteri, Siluriformes, Trichomycteridae. The transcript has 10 exons. Gene Ontology annotation, biological process: vasculogenesis; heart development. Bases 228 to 1601 code for a protein of 457 amino acids.